GGAGCCGCGCGCGGGUACCCCAGGCCUCACACCACCCUGUCAUCUAAUGAAGAGUGAGCACAGAAAAUGAGACACUUUGGAAGGCCAGUGACAUGGCUCAACUGGGAAAGGUGUUUGCCACCAGGCCUCCAGACGCCCAGAGUCUGAUCAUGAGACCUACACGAGUUGCUCUGGAGAGUGGUGAGUCUGAGGAGACCUCUGGCAGUGGUGGCUUGGGCCAUGGCCUCCGACCUGGACUUCUCACCUCCCGAGGUGCCUGAGCCCACCUUCUUGGAGAACCUGCUGCGGUACGGGCUGUUCCUAGGGGCCAUCUUCCAGCUCAUCUGUGUCCUGGCCAUCAUCAUACCCAUUCCCAAGUCCCACGAGGCGGAGACAGAACAGUCCGAGCCUAGAAGUGCAGAGGUGCCCAAGAAGCCCAAGGCCACCACCCCCUCCACCAAGAGGCCAAAGAAAGAGACAAAGAAGAAGCGGUAGAGGCGGAGCCUGAGGAGCUGGGCUUGGAGUGUGGACCUUGGGGGCAGCCAUCCUGGGAACCAACAUCCUGUUUCCUCUUUGUUGGUCUCUGUCCUUGGUUCUGGGUCUAAGAUGACUGAAACUCCCUCUGAACACAGAGAUCUGGACAGUCAUCCUUAGGCUCCAGCUGGGCAGACAUCACUUCCUCUUCUUUCACUCGGUGGUGCUGAAAUGCCCCAUGAGCAAACACUGCCUGAGAGGGUUCUGAAGUUAGGUACCUCAUGAAGCCACACAUUCAUGCCUAAUCCUCAGGUGCGGUGGUCACUUCCCUACCUGUGGGGUCACGCUACCCAAGUCUACAAGCACACCCUCUCCCCAUUACCUAUGCCACUCCUGUGCCUACAGAGCCUUGUGUUCAGGUUGGAACACUUGGCUGUGUAGUGUGAGCCAUCUCACUCACAGUGACACCCAGAUCCUGAUGAUGCUGGGGAGAAGAGGCCUGUGUCCCCUGAUGCCUGCUCUCCAGUACCAGAAGUUGCUGUCUGAUUGAGGCUGGAUUUCUUGGGCACAGACUUUGUGAGCCUCUAAAAUAGCAGGCUUGUCACUUUUAGACCAACUUCUUCUCAACCCAUUCUAACAUUCAAGGUGUGCCUUUGCCUUCUGCCUGUCAUCCCCCACCCCUUUCAUUCCCUGACCAGUGAGGAAAAGUUAUAUGGAGAAGUAAAGGUCAAUAAACUGUCAUGCAUGCUGAA
Nannospalax galili (Upper Galilee mountains blind mole rat) is the source of this 1205-nucleotide messenger RNA. It is a transcript of the gene Manbal, whose product is annotated as mannosidase beta like. Gene Ontology annotation, cellular component: membrane. The transcript has 4 exons. The record is from RefSeq and is a predicted model, not a curated record. Bases 220 to 474 code for a protein of 84 amino acids. NCBI's taxonomy places the organism in Eukaryota, Metazoa, Chordata, Mammalia, Rodentia, Spalacidae.